Molecule: messenger RNA, 1093 nt
Organism: Oryzias melastigma (Indian medaka)
Lineage: Eukaryota; Metazoa; Chordata; Actinopteri; Beloniformes; Adrianichthyidae
Gene: ngdn
Product: neuroguidin, EIF4E binding protein
Exons: 11
Coding region: 1-960 (319 amino acids)
Biological process (GO): maturation of SSU-rRNA from tricistronic rRNA transcript (SSU-rRNA, 5.8S rRNA, LSU-rRNA)
Cellular component (GO): nucleolus; small-subunit processome
Source: RefSeq, a predicted model, not a curated record
AUGGCUGCCGCAGUAGACAACGAUUUAAUCGACAGAGAUUUGCCUAAAGCUGUGGAUUUGCUAAACACUCUUACAGAGCAGGUAGCCUCUGUCACCAAACAUGUGCGUGAACUGCUAGCCAAAGUUAAAGAUGGUGCGUUUAAGACCUCAAAGGGUUUAUCUUUCCUGGACCUCCGCUACCAGCUGAUGCUCUUCUACCUCCAGGACCUGACUCACCUGAUCAGCAUCAAGACAGCAGGAGGGGAAAUCAGAGAGAGCGAAGCCUUGGAGAGAAUUGUCACAGUCAGAACGGUCCUAGAGAAGAUGCGACCUCUGGAUCACAAGCUAAAAUACCAGAUUGACAAACUGGUGCGCACAGCUGUUACAGGAAGUUUAGCUGAAAAUGACCCGUUGCAGCUCCGCCCUAACCCUGAGAAUCUCAUCAGCAAGCUUAGUGAAUCUGAGGGAUCAGACGAUGAAGACGAGAGCAAAGAAUCUUCAGAGAGAAAACCAGCCGCCUCCAGCAGCAAGAAAUACGUUCCUCCAAAGAUUGCCCCAAUGCAUUAUGACGGUGACUUGACGGAGGCAGACAAGAAGAAGGCCCAGAUGGAGCGGCAGCGCCGAGCCGCCCUCAGAAGCUCCGUGAUCCAGGAGCUCCGGCAGCAGUACAGCGACGCUCCGGAGGAGAUCAGGGAGAAACGGGACUUCCAGAGUGAACGGCAAAGCCGCGAGGAGCUCCACAGGAAAAACUAUGAGGAGUCCAUGAUGGUUCGCCUCAGUAUGCCUAAGAGUCAAAGGAACUCCAAGAAGAGAGGCAUGAUGGGAAUGUCCAGCCAGCUGAACAGGAUCACACACUUUGGAGACAUCUCAGCUUUGACUGGCGGUGAAGGCGGGCAGGAUGGAGACGGCUCUCGACCCAAGAAAAAGAAGAAGCUCAUGAAAAAGAAAACUAAAAGAAAAGCCUUCAAGAAGCACAGAUAGAAGUCCUGAUGUCUCAAUACCAAGAAGUCAUCACAACAGCUUCCAGUUCUUUGAUUAGAUCGAUUUAAGCACGUUUUUUCAUGGUGCUUUUGCAGCUUCCAUUUAAAUCAUUAAAGAAAUUUUUAAGUUUAAA